CUUGUAUCUAUUCGUUCUUGCGGACUUGUUCGCUGCAUACUUUUAUUGACGUCCAAGUCAUUCAAAGAUACUCCCGACUCGUCAUGCUCUUCAAUGGUAGUCUCUUUUUUGGAGUUGCUAUUUUAAGCAGUCUUGCGGUCGCCUUUCCAUCCUCACAGAAUUCUCGUUCACUCCAUGAACCGAGAUUGUUCCCAAGAGCGAGUUGCUCUGGAAAUACUGCAUCUACUCGUUCGGAAUGGUGCGACUAUUCGAUCGAUACAGAUUAUACGUCUGAGGCUCCCGACACCGGUGUAACUCGGGAAUACUGGCUCGAGCUUACUGAUGUGACAGUCGCUCCAGACGGCAUAUCCCGCUAUGCCCAAGCUGUCAACGGAUCUAUCCCUGGCCCCACUCUUUUUGCGGACUGGGGAGAUACAGUAGUUGUACAUGUCACAAACUCUCUGACUACUUCACAAAACGGGACGAGCAUCCAUUUCCAUGGCAUCCGUCAAAACUAUACCAACGACCAGGACGGCGUGUCUUCUAUUACACAAUGUCCUACUGCUCCUGGAAGCUCGAUCACAUACACUUGGAAAGCAGUCCAGUAUGGAUCGACUUGGUAUCAUUCCCAUUUCGCGCUGCAGGCCUGGGAAGGGAUUUUUGGUGGGAUCGUCAUCAAUGGCCCUGCCACGGCAGACUAUGAUGAAGAUCUUGGGAUGCUAUUUCUGAACGAUUGGGAUCAUCAAACUGUAGACGAGCUGUAUAUCACUGCAGAGUCAAGCGGACCUCCCACACUAGACACUGGUCUUAUCAAUGGCACUAACACGUACGAUGAUGGAGGAUACAGAUAUAACGUAUCCUUCACCUCGGACACCUCGUACCGCAUUAGGCUCGUCAACGCCGCAGUGGACACACACUGGAAGUUCAUGGUCGACAACCACACCAUGCAAGUCAUUGCAUCAGAUCUAGUGCCAAUCGAACCUUACAACACCACUAUAUUAGACAUUGCAAUGGGUCAGCGUUACGACAUCAUUAUCACCGCUGACCAAGCAUCCGUCGCCGACAACUUUUGGAUGCGUGCAAUCCCGCAGUCUGCAUGUUCUGAAAACGACAACGAAGACGAUAUCCGCGGCAUCGUAUACUAUGGAACCUCACCUUCCACGCCAACCACAUCAGCAUACUCCUACGAUGAUGGCUGCGACGAUGAAACUGACAACCUGACUCCCUACCUCUCCAAGACCGUCGAAACCUCGUCGACUAACGAGCUCGAGACUGCUAGCGUUGGAUUGAACGACGAUAAUCUCUUCCGCUGGUACAUGAACAGCACCACCAUGGUCGUAGAAUGGGCCAAUCCUACCUUGCUCCAAAUCCUUGACGGCGACACCACAUUCAAUACUUCUAACGCGGUCCUUGAACUCCCAACUGCUGACGUCUGGAUCUACGUCAUUAUCGAAACAACACAAGCCGUGCCCCACCCCAUCCAUCUACACGGCCACGAUUUCGCCAUCCUCGCGCAAGGCUCUGGUACAUAUUCCUCCUCAAUUACGCUGAAUCUCGACAACCCCCCGCGACGUGAUACCGCUCUGCUUCCGGCCUCUGGGUAUCUGGUGUUGGCUUUCCAGACAGAUAAUCCGGGGGCUUGGUUGAUGCAUUGUCAUAUUGGGUGGCAUACAAGUGAGGGAUUUGGGAUUCAGUUUAUAGAGAGGUAUGAUGAAAUUGCGGGGAUUACGGAUCAGACGAGCUUGGAGAGUAAUUGUGAGAGCUGGAGUGAUUAUCAGAGUGAGAAUAGUAUUGUGCAGGACGAUUCGGGACUUUAG
Molecule: messenger RNA, 1796 nt
Organism: Lindgomyces ingoldianus
Lineage: Eukaryota; Fungi; Ascomycota; Dothideomycetes; Pleosporales; Lindgomycetaceae
Product: multicopper oxidase
Exons: 3
Coding region: 84-1796 (570 amino acids)
Molecular function (GO): copper ion binding; oxidoreductase activity
Source: RefSeq, a predicted model, not a curated record